AUGGCGGGGCCAACGUCGACGAGCGCUGGUGCACAGCCCGAUGUGGCUGAUGCCUCGACCACAGCGAGCCACAUCCAGUCGGCCGGAUCGCUUCGCAUCAGGAAGCUGAGCAAGGUCUCGCCGGCUCGCUUUCUUCUUCUGAGCCUACUUUUCCACGUCGUCUACAUCUCUUCCAUCUUCGACAUCUACUUCACCUCACCCGUCGUUCAUCCGGAACCGCGUUUCAGCGUCCGGGACACCCUGGCGCCAGGGCAUGUGCGCGAGUCUCUUGAGGCACCGGCGAAGCGGCUCGUACUCAUGGUCGGCGAUGGACUCAGAGCUGACACGCUAUUCAAGCAACAUUCGUCCGAGCUCUUGCCCCCAUGGUCCGCCGCCAAAGAGGCGGAUUACGACCUAGAUGACACGUCCGGCUUGUGGGCAUCGUUCGCCCAGGAUCCCUUCAGUGCACCCUACCCGUACCAGCUCGCGCUGCAAGAGAACAGGUCCAUCCCGUGUGCGCAUGAUCAGAGCUGCGGGCAUCCAGAUCAAGCCUUUGCGGCUCCUUUUCUGCGCAGCGUCUCUCGAGACCGUGGCGCCUGGGGGAUCAGUCAUACGCGAGUCCCUACCGAGAGCCGUCCUGGACACGUUGCGAUGAUCGCAGGAAUGUACGAGGACGUCAGUGCGGUGACCAAGGGCUGGAAGCUCAACCCGAUUGCAUUCGACUCGAUCCUGAACCAGUCGACACAUUCCUUCGCCUUUGGCUCGCCGGACAUUGUGCCCAUGUUCGCCGUCGGUGCCGCAGCCGAUCGUGUCGACAUGUGGACCUACAACGAGGAGGACGAAGACUUCACCAAGGAUGCUACGCACCUCGAUCUUUGGGUGCUCGACCACUUCAAGAAGCUUCUCAACGACGGGAAGAACAAUCCUGAGCUUCGCCGCAAGCUGGAACACCCAGGUACGGUGUUCUUUCUCCAUCUUCUCGGCCUCGAUACGACCGGCCACUUCUACCGACCCAUCUCGCCUGAAUACGUCGGCAACACCAUCGUGGUCGAUGCCAUCGCACGUGAGGUCGAGAAGCUCAUCGACGAUUUCUUCGGGAAUGACGGUCGUACCGCUUACAUCUUUACGGCCGAUCAUGGCAUGAGCCUCAAGGGCAAUCAUGGCGACGGCGAUCCGGACAACACGCGCACGCCCUUUGUCGCAUGGGGCGCCGGUGUUCGCCGACCUCAGGUCGCCACCGCACAGCAGAUUCGGCAGGCCAAAGCAGAGCAGGAGCGCGAUCCGUACUUUUCCAAUUGGCAUCUUGAAGACAUUUCGCGUGUAGAUCUCGCCCAGGCGGACAUAACUCCGCUCAUGGCGACGCUGCUCGGGGUGCCUGUUCCGGCCAACUCGGAAGGUCGUCUGCGUCUUGACCUGCUGAACCUCUCUGCCGAGCACAAGGCGCGCGCUCUUCUCGCCAAUGCGCAACAAGUGCUCGAAACCUACCGCGUGAAGCAUGCAUCGCGCGCGCGCCGCAUGGUUCGUUAUGUGCCCUUUGCUCCGCUGGCUCUUGUACAAGACGAGACGCUGCCCGGCGAGGAGAAGAUCGAUCACAUCCUCAUCAGCAUCGAGGAGGGCGACUUCCAUGAAGCAAUGCUGCUCUCGAAUGCGCUCAUCGACGAGGCUAUCGAGGGCGCACGCUACCUGCAGACCUAUGAUUGGCUGCUUCUGUGCUCGGUCGUCACCAUCGGCUACCUGGGCUCUAUUGUCUAUUCUUUUGCCUUCUUGCUGCGCAACUACAUCCUCUCCGACCAGGAAAUUGCUGCAACCGCCCCGGUGCCAAAGCCAGGAGGAAAGUCCCAUACCCCUCUCCUCAAAAUCCUGGUUGCACCCGUCUCUGGGGCCGUGUUCGCUCUUUUCGCAGCGCAAGAGAUGCCGUUUUCGUACUAUCUCUACGCUGCGCUGGCUUUUCUGUUCUGGGGACGAGUGCUGGAUGACCUUCCGCUCUUUGCCGCUGCAUAUCGAUGCAUCUCGGGCUCUCAGACUGGCUUUUCGAUCGUUGCGAUCUUGCUCAAGGUUCUAGCAUCGCUGGCGAUGCUUGAGCUUAUGGCCGUGGGAUACCUGCGUCGCGAAACGUGGUUCGUCGGCUUUAUCCUGAUUGGCUUCGCCUGGCCGGCUCUCGGGAUGAAUGCGGAUUUCAAGUCGGAGAACGAGGGUCUACUGAUCGUCUGGGGCUUCUCCUGCCUCCUGAAUGGCCUGUUCACCAUUGGGAAUGUCAACAAGGAAGAAAGCAUCACGCUGCUGAUGCUCAGCGCUGCAGUCUUCCUGACGGCAGGCUCGGUCAUCAUCUCGCGGCCGAAGCUGUUCUUUCCCGGAGCAUGCACAUCUGGAGAAAAGGAGAGCAGCGGAAGUGAUGGAGAGCGCGCAACUUCGGACAAGGCCCGAGAAGCGGAUGCAUUGCAUCUUGGCCACACCCUGCAAACGCUCAAGGUGCAGCUGGUCGUGCUCGUCGUUACUGCUAUCACCACGGCCGUCUCGGCACGGUCUCUCCGUCUGAAGCAGGGGCUUCCGCUCGUUACGCAAAGCUUGGCAUGGAUCUGCCUUGCGACCUGUCUCGUCUUUCCCUUCGCUUACGGGUUCCGCAGUCCUGUCGCGAUCCAGGCGGGCAGCGAGGACGCAGCGAUCUCUCUGGUGAGGCAGCCCAGCAGUCAGCGUCUGGCAGUCGUCGUGUUCGCCUUUGCUCCGGUGUUUGUGCUGCUAUCACUGCGAGACGAAGUCUUGUUUUUUGGCAGUUUCAUCACGACGCUGCUCGUCUGGGCGAAGCUCGAGGGCGCUCUGCGCGAAACUCGCCGCGAUCCGACCAUGCCAGCAGAGCAGUCCGACAAGCGCUACCUGCAGAUUUCGGAGCUGCGCGUCAGUCUCUUCUACCUCUUCUUCCUACACAUCGGCUUCUUCGGCACGGGCAACGUGGCCUCGAUCUCGUCUUUUUACCUUUCGCCCGUGUAUCGGCUGGUGCCGGUGUUCAAUCCGUUCCUCAUGGCGACACUGCUGCUGCUCAAGAUCCUCGUUCCCUUCGUCAUUCUCAACGCUAUCUUUUCGCUGCUGGCCACCACACCGAGCAUUACCGUGUCACCGCCUGGCUCAAAAGCUCCCGACCGCGGGUUAAAGCUCCUCGGCGACACGGCGCCCGGAGGACUGGGACUCGAUUCGGGUCUGAGCCUUGUCUUUGGUGCGGGUAUUGCUGCCGAUGUGCUAGCGCUCAACUUCCUCUUUGCGGUCAAGAGCGAAGGAAGCUGGCUCGAGAUCGGCCAGACCAUCACCCACUUUGUCAUGGCCAACCUGCUGCAGAUCUUCAUGCUUGCACUCGCUGCUGCGAGUUCAGCCAUCCUUGGGUGA
Messenger RNA from Moesziomyces aphidis, 3354 nucleotides. The record is from the annotation of a GenBank genome assembly. Lineage: Eukaryota; Fungi; Basidiomycota; Ustilaginomycetes; Ustilaginales; Ustilaginaceae.